Messenger RNA from Oxyura jamaicensis (ruddy duck), 3079 nucleotides. RefSeq names its product transmembrane serine protease 15 (gene TMPRSS15). The transcript is spliced from 25 exons. Gene Ontology annotation, cellular component: membrane. Lineage: Eukaryota; Metazoa; Chordata; Aves; Anseriformes; Anatidae. The record is from RefSeq and is a predicted model, not a curated record. Gene Ontology annotation, molecular function: protein binding; serine-type endopeptidase activity. Gene Ontology annotation, biological process: proteolysis; acrosome reaction. Bases 105 to 2909 code for a protein of 934 amino acids.
UUGUCAGACAGUUUGUUGGUGUGGAUCAGUCAGUGAUGCCUGGACACCAGACACUGAUUUAAUCUCUAUGAUAAGUUGAAACAGGUGGGAAUAGUCAUCUCUACAUGGGAACAUUUAAAAUAGUCUCUGGGACAGCAUUCACUCCUUCUUUGCAUGAUAGAUCAUCAGCUGACUUCAAAAUCCUUGCCUUUGAUGUUGAACAGAUGAUACAAGAAAUUUUUCAAGCAAGUAUUCUGACAAAUGAAUUUGAGAGAUGUGAAAUUUUCCAGUUCAAGAAGCCUGAAGAAGGUCGUGAAAACUUCAAGUCUCAAACUGGUGUUGUUGUGAUCUUCAACCUGUAUCUUACCCAGAGGGUAACGGUUGAGAAAAUAAAAAAUGAGUUGCUUUUGAGUAUUGACGCAAAUACAACUGAUCUUGUUCAGACUUUGAAAAUUGAUGUGAACAGCAUACAAAUCACAGAGUUUGCUGAAAAUCUUACUACAAUAUUGCCUUUAACUUCAUCAGCUGCAGUUUGUGAUGGAAAAUACAUGCUGACUGAUUCUUCUGGGUCUUUCCACUCUAUGAAUUAUCCAAAACCAUAUAAUGCAAAUAUUGUUUGCCGAUGGAUUAUACUAGUGCCUCAAGGGUUGUCGAUUAAACUGAACUUCACUUCUUUUGAGACACAACAAUUUGUAGACAAUCUAGAUAUUUUUGAAGGUAUAGGACAAAACAAGACUUUAAGAGCUUCUCUCUCAGGGUCUAAUGCUGAGACAGUAUAUAUUUUUUCUCACGAGGCUACAGCUGAGUUUAUAUCUGAUUAUUCUGAAAAUUACAAUGGCUUUAAUGCAACGUAUUCUGCAUUUAAUGCAAAUGAGCUAAACAAUUAUGAGAAAAUCUAUUGCACUUUUGAAGAUGGCUUUUGUUAUUGGAGGCAAGAUUUGGAUGAUGAUUCAGACUGGGAGAGAAUUCAGGGCCCUACCUUUCCCCUUAUGAGUGGUCCUGAUUUUGAUCAUACAUUUGGCAACAUGUCAGGAUUUUAUAUUUCAACACCCAUAGGACUUGGAUUCAGAGAAGAGAGAGUCCGGAUUCAGAGUUUGCCUUUGGUCUCUUCAGAUCCAUCUUGUCUAAGCUUUUGGUAUUACAUGUACAGUCCUAAUGUUUACCGUUUAAGUGUUAGCAUAAGUGAUGAACAAGGUGUGGAAAAGAUAAUUUUCCAGAAAGAAGGAAACUAUGGAAACAACUGGAAUUACGGACAAGUAACUUUAAAUGAAACAUCUGAUUUUAAGGUUAUCUUUGAUGCCUUUAAAAAGAAUGGUGCCAGUGAUAUUGCCUUGGAUGAUAUUGGCCUAAUGAAGGGAAAAUGUAAUGAAAGUAAUUAUGUAGAACCAACUGCAUUUCCAGUUGUUAUUACUACCCCUUCAGGUCCCAAUGACUGUGGAGGACCAGUUGAACUCUGGGAGCCAAACAGCACGUUCAGCUCUGAAAACUUUCCAAACUAUUAUCCUAAUCAAGCAUCAUGUGUAUGGUACUUAAAUGCCGAAAUAGGGAAGAACAUUCAACUUCAUUUUCAGGUUUUUGAUGUGGAAUAUAUUUAUGAUAUAGUUGAAGUCAGAGAUGGCAGAGGACCAAAUUCUUCACUUUUGGCUGUCUAUACAGGACAAGGCCCAUUGCCAGAUGUCUUCUCUACAAUAAACCAGAUGACAGUAAUCCUUUUUACGGACAAGACUGUAAUGAAGAAAGGAUUUCUUGCAAACUUCACGACUGGCUAUCAUCUAGGAGUGUGUACACUUGAGGAAUAUCAGUGUCAUAGUGGAGAGUGUAUACCAUUGCAUAACCUUUGUGAUAACCUACCUCAGUGUGAAGAUGGCUCUGACGAAGCGAAGUGCAUAAGAUUGCUUAAUGGUUCUUUAAGCACCAAAGGGCUGGUACAAGUCAGGACUGGGGAGACAUGGUACCUGGCAUGUGCAGAUCAUUGGAAUGAACAGAUUUCAGACAGUGUUUGCCACGAGCUGGGAUUAGGGGAUGCAAAUAUGUCAUCAACUGUAUUAUUCACUGGAGAUGGCCCGUUUGCUGACAUCACCAAAGCAGCUAACCAAAGCCUCAUAUUUACAAAAAGAGAACACUGUUUGAACAACCAGGUGAUUCAUCUGCAAUGUAACAUUAAACCUUGUGGACAACGCUUGGUAACUCAGAACAAUCGAACAAGGAUUGUAGGUGGAAGUGAUGCCAGAAGAGAGGCUUGGCCUUGGAUAGUCUCACUACAUUUUAAUUCCAUGCAUCUUUGUGGAGCCUCCCUUGUCAGCGAGGAAUGGCUGGUGACAGCAGCACACUGUGUAUAUGGGAGGCAUUUACAACCAUCUAAAUGGAAGGCAGUUCUUGGCUUGCAUGACCAAUUGAAUAUGACACACCCCUCAACAGUAGUUCGAUACAUCAAUCAAAUAGUUAUAAAUCCUCAUUACAAUAAGCUUACAAAAGACAGUGAUAUUGCUCUGAUGCAUCUUCAGUACAAAGUGCAAUAUACAGACUAUAUACAACCUGUCUGCUUACCAGAAAAAAAUCAAUACUUUUUACCAGGAGUUAACUGCUUCAUUGCUGGCUGGGGUGAUACUACAGGAGGAGGUUCCACUGCAAAUAUAUUGCAAGAAGCAGAGGUCCCUCUCAUGACCAAUGACCAAUGCCAGCAAUGGAUGCCAGAAUAUAGUAUUACUGAGAAUAUGAUCUGUGCAGGCUAUGACAUGGGAGGAAUAGAUUCCUGUCAGGGAGAUUCAGGAGGCCCUCUGAUGUUUGAAGAUGGUAACAAGUGGGUUUUGGUAGGUGUAACAUCAUUUGGCUAUAAGUGUGGACUUCCCAAACGACCAGGAGUGUAUGCUCGAGUCACCAUGUUUGUGGAUUGGAUACAAAAUACCAUCUAUUACCUUGAUAUUUUUUAAUGGUAGAAAUUGAAUUUAAAGGUUGAAAGUAAGCCUGUGUAAUAAUGCAAAACAGACUAGCAUUCAAAACUCACAAUUAGAGAAACUGAAAAGGUAUAAUUCAAAAUACAGUCUGGAUUUAAAUUUAGGGAAGCAAAUAUUAAUAAUUGAAAAUUAUUUAUAAAAAGUUG